Messenger RNA from Anopheles coustani, 726 nucleotides. RefSeq lists its product as uncharacterized. NCBI's taxonomy places the organism in Eukaryota, Metazoa, Arthropoda, Insecta, Diptera, Culicidae. The record is from RefSeq and is a predicted model, not a curated record. Gene Ontology annotation, molecular function: endopeptidase activator activity. Gene Ontology annotation, biological process: regulation of proteasomal protein catabolic process; regulation of G1/S transition of mitotic cell cycle; positive regulation of endopeptidase activity. The transcript has a single exon. Gene Ontology annotation, cellular component: proteasome activator complex; nucleoplasm; cytoplasm. Bases 1 to 726 code for a protein of 241 amino acids.
AUGAGAAGAAGCACUUUGUCUGCAACAGCAACAACAUGGGAACAAGACUUUGAAGACUAUGUCACCAAGCGCGUCGAAGUAUUCUUGAAAAGCGACUUACCAAAGCGUAUUGCCUGGUUGAAUACUCUGCUAGAAGACCCUACAUUUUCCGGCCGUCAGUAUGCUGAUCCCGUCCAGAAGUUGAAGGUUCCAAUUUCGAAGCUAGAAAAGUCGAAGAAAGCAAAUGUUUCAAACAUCAAAUUGUCUUCUCAACAAGUUAUGGAAGAUGAAACUAGAUGUGACGCGCUGUCGUCCGUGAAUGUGAAGGGCAGCACACUUAUCGUUGAGCUCAGAUUAAAAAUAGAGCCCUGUAUUCAAACCCUUAAAACCGACUGCAAUUUGCUCAAUACUUGGAUCAGCGUGAUGGAGGAGGGCAAAAAGCUGGACGUGAAACCGAAACGGCAACACCGCCAUGGCAUCGGCAAGUCAAUCCGAAAGGAGACAAUGAUGGAAAUACAAUUCUUGGAAAUGGAGGUGAACGCUGCAUACGAUCAGAUGUGCCAACACAAAGUAAAGUAUUCCACCAUCAAAUCGAAGGAGGAUAAGUGUUUCAAAAACCACUACCGACAGGUCGCUAAGAUGGAUGAGAAGGAGUACCUUCGGAAACUAGAGAAUAGGCUUCGCAUCAUCCGAUAUCGUUGUUGGAUGUUAUACGAUUCCGUUUCCGAAAAGCCGGACUUUUUUUAA